UGUUCAGUUUAUUUUGUGCCGGUUCACUUUAAACAACUAUAGUCAACUUUAAAAAAAUAAAAAACAAAAACAAAUGUUGACAACAACAAAAAUUAAUAUAUACAAAUUAAAAAUUUAAUUUGUAUCAAGAAUUUUUAAAUUCUCUCUAUUUUUCUUGAAAAAGAAAAACAUUGUCACUACUAUUGAAAAAUUUUUGUAUAUUUCAAAAUUUUUCAAAAUUAUAAGGAAUCAAUUAUGAAGAUUUAUUGCCAAAGCUAAAAAGCUUUUUAACACUUUUUUUCUACAUUUUAUAAAAGAAAAAGAAAAAUCAUGCUUUUUUGGAGGGAAAAUAUUUUAUCAAAUCUCUGUAAAAAAUAUCUAGAAAAAAAAUUGACAUAAUAAAAUUUUUAUAUGUAUACAAUUUACGAGAAAAAAAGAAUCUCCAAAAAUGGAUUAUUUAUUUAACAUAUCAUUAAAAUAUGAAAAAUGUAAAGAAUCAAUAAAUUUUGAACGACAACGAAGAUCAGCAACAUGGACAAAUGCAAGUUAUAUACCGUGGAAUGAAACUUAUGAUGCAUUUGAUUAUGAUGAGGAACCAGCGGAAAUUUGUAAUUUUCUUUAUUUUAUUUUAGAUUUUGCACAUCUUUAUUAUAUACCAUUUAUUAUUUUAUUGGGUCUUAUUGGUAAUUUAUUAUCGUGUGCUGUAUUUUUAAAUACACAUUUAAAAAUGCGAAGUUCAAGUUAUUAUUUAGCAGCAUUGGCAACAACUGAUUUUAUGUAUUUAGUAACAUUAUUAUUGGUGUGGUUAAAUAGUACUGUUGGAUGGCGAGUGUUUAAUAAAGAGGGAUGGUGCGAAAGUGCUGUUUAUAUUAGUUCAGUUUGUAGUUCAUUAAGUGUUUGGUUAAUAGUUGCAUUUACAGUUGAAAGAUUUAUUGCCGUACAAUAUCCAUUGCAUAGACCACAUAUGUGUACAAUUGCAAGGGCAAAGGCAAUUGUAUUUAUUUUAGUUGUAUUGGCAUUGGCAAGUCAUUCAUAUACAUUAAUAACGGCCGGUGUUGUUAAAGAACAAGAUGGAACUGAAGUUUGUGAAAUGAAAAUUGAAUAUUUAAAAACAAUGAGAAUUGUUAGUAUUAUUGAUAGUAUUGCAAGUUUAAUUGUACCAUUGGUGAUGAUUAUUAUUAUGAAUACAAUGAUAACAAGGAAUUUAUUGAGAUUUAGUAGAAAAUUUAAACGUGAUCCUGCAGCGAGUUGCAAUAAAUAUCCAACAUCGGAGAUAAAUUUAAAUAAUAUUCAGACUGCCAGCAGUAGUCACGAUGAAGCAAAUGGUAUUCCAUUAAAUACAGGUAUUAGUGGAAGAAGACAACCCUCUCAACAAUCAUUCCACUCCUCAAAAAGCAGCCAUUCACAACAUUCCCGACAUCAACCCUCAAUUGUCGCCAUUCCUUCAACGCCAAGAAGUCCAUAUCAAGUUUCUGAAGUUCUUGCAAGGUGUAUUAAUGGAAACUCAUCAUCUCGAAAUCCUGUAUCGACAAGAAAUCAACAAAGCAUUACAAAAAUGCUUCUACUUAUAAGCACUGUUUUUAUCUUAUUAAACUUGCCAAGUUACGUCGUCCGUUUCUGCGUUUAUUUUUUCGCCUUGGCAAGAAAGGAUACACCAACAUUGCUGUGGUGUUUGCAACAAUUUUUCAUGCUUUUGUACUACACUAAUUUUAGUAUAAAUUUUUUACUCUACGCAAUGUGUGGUAUUACAUUUCGACGUUGUCUUGAACAAUUAUUACGUAAAGUACUUAAAACUAUUACAAUAAAUCAUUGUAAUGUACAACGUUACAGUUAACUAUUAUGUAAUUAUUACAAUUUUUAUGUAAGGGAUAAAGUAAACAAAAAAAAUAUUA
Molecule: messenger RNA, 1871 nt
Organism: Leptopilina boulardi
Lineage: Eukaryota; Metazoa; Arthropoda; Insecta; Hymenoptera; Figitidae
Product: thyrotropin-releasing hormone receptor-like
Exons: 4
Coding region: 428-1813 (461 amino acids)
Biological process (GO): G protein-coupled receptor signaling pathway
Cellular component (GO): plasma membrane
Molecular function (GO): G protein-coupled receptor activity
Source: RefSeq, a predicted model, not a curated record